Molecule: messenger RNA, 4374 nt
Organism: Leishmania braziliensis MHOM/BR/75/M2904
Lineage: Eukaryota; Euglenozoa; Kinetoplastea; Trypanosomatida; Trypanosomatidae
Exons: 1
Coding region: 1-4374 (1457 amino acids)
Biological process (GO): tRNA methylation
Cellular component (GO): cytoplasm
Molecular function (GO): protein binding
Source: RefSeq, a predicted model, not a curated record
AUGCUCUGCGAUGUCUGCGAUGCACCUAUCACUGCCAUCGCGUGCCCCAGUAAUCGCGACGAGGUUUACUUUGCUGUAGGGAAUACCGUUCACUGCAGUCGGACGGCGUCAUUGGAAUGCAGCACAUCGGUGAAUGGCUCACGGCUGACUUCCGCCACCGUCCACUUCGCCACAGCGCCGCCGGGCACCACGAUUAGUGCAAUGGACGUGGCGUACCCCUCGUCGCAGCUGCCAAUCGUGUUUAUGGGUGCGGCAGAUCGCGUGCUUGCCCGAUGUGGCGCAGUCAGUGACCCGUCAAGACGCCCUUGCAGUGUCAUUCUUCACGCAGAUGAAGGGCGUGUGUUGCGCAUCGUGGUGGACGAGCGGAGAGGCGUCGUGUGCGUGGCCACCGCCUCCAAUGAUUUGUUCUACGGUGCGUUGGACCGCAUCGCGCAGGCACUGCACGCACAGACAACCUCCAGCCACCACGACGUUUCAGCUUGCUGCGCGUUUUCACGUGUUAGCGGUCCGCGGCUAGGCGUCGUACUCGCCGCGGAUUGUCAAGUGCAGCAUCCGCUCUUAGCAGAGCGGUAUGAAGGCCUCAUCGCUUCUGUGGCGAAAGGGAUGUCGUGUGUGUCGUGCAGAAUUUUUUCGGCCACGUACGCGGGUGAGGUUGUGGAGUGGGAGGCCGCCGAGCAUGAUGACUGUGCGAGAGUGCCUGGCACAGCGCUACAGCAGCCGAGCAGAGAGUGGGCUGGGUCGUGCUCUGUUGUGUCUCGCGUGCAGGCUCAUCCCAGCGGCUGUGCCAUCUUCGCGGUGCGGGUGAACACGACGUAUCCAAUGUCGUGCGGCACGGGAAGUACGCAGGGCGAUGCCACAGCACUCGCGCGCACGCACCUCGUUUCCUGCAGUGACGAUCGGUCUGUUGUGCUGUACGAACGACGAUUUUUGAUCGCAUCCAAUGGCAACCAUCUGGAAGGGCAUGCAGAGCCGCAAGAAAGCGACUGGGUGAUGCUGUGGCGUGGGAGCGGUGGUAGUUUUGCCCGAAGUCGCAUUUUCGACGUUGCACUGCACUCCACAUGGCGGCUGUCUGUGUCGAAGGACCCUGAGCAGCCUUGGUGCAGCUGCGCCGUAUACGUUGGCGUUGCCGGCGAGGACGGCUCCGUGCAAGUGAUCGAAGUGAACCCCAGUGACAAUGGCAACUUGGUUGCGUUGUCCUUGAACAACGUGACUCAAGGCGCCAGCAUGCAGGCUGUUGCAACGCCUCGCCUCCUGCGCUGUCAUCAGCACCGAGGUCACGGGGUUUAUCGUGUUGCCUUUUCUACACCGUCCCCGCACUCCGUGACUCUCAUCUCUGGUGGCUUCGACGGUGCGGUGUUUGCCCACAUGCUACCGUUCGCACUACAGCGCGAGAAAGAUGGUGAGGGCGGAGCGGUGCAGCUGCGAACACACGAGGUAAUGCUGCAACCUCCGAUUGUGCCAACUGCAACGAUCUGCGGCAACGUGGCCACCGAUCGUGAGGAGGUACUGCGACCACAUUCAUCAUUCAGCUCAUCGGCGAAGAAGACCGAUCAGGUGCGCGCGGUACAUGUGGACAGCAAUGGGUUUCUACUCGCCUGCACUGGCCGUGCCUUGUGCGUGCUAUGUGCUCAUUCACCGUUGCACAGCUGGUGGAUCGCACUGCUGCCCGAUGCGUCACGAGAGCGUUAUAAAGCUGUUGGGGACGAGCCCGCCUUGGAUUGGGGUUUCCCAGCAACCUUGGAAAGCGUCAUCGCACAGUGCUGCGUACCUUCUGCGAGAAGAGAGAACCUUGCGUCUAUUGGGUGCGCGUUGGUUGGCACGACAGUGGGUGUCCUGCGUGCUGUACCAUACUGCUACUACAACGCGGAGCUCGGUGUCUCCUUUCCUGUAGCGGCGUUAGCAGCGGCACCGACACGGCGGCCAGAUGACGAGUUACUGGCCACGUUAGCUCUGCAGACCUUUGGCAAAAUCACUCAAGUGUCCGCUCUGCACGUUCCCGAAGGCAGUGUUAGUGCCGUCCCACACGUUCUCAGCGGUGACAGCGAUGCAGUGGCACACAGCUCGUCUGACACCAUUAAAAGCGAAUUCAUUGUGGCGACAAAUCACGUACGGAACACGAUUGUGCUAUCAAGGAUGCUGCUAGCCGUGUGCCAUGCUGGUAGCAGUGGGGAGGACGCUAGUACGGGUGAGCGGUCCGUCGAACUUUGCGUAAGCGCUGCGUGGCACAUACUCGUCGUCUACAGUGACUGCCCCGGUCCUCUCACGACAACCUUGUCGUUGUUACCUAUCCCUUGUGGCCUAUGUAGCAUGAGUAGGCUCAGCAAUGACAGCUGCUGCUCUGUGACGGGCAACGUGGUCCUUUCGCUCUGGCUGCUCGCUGGAGAUAAGAAUGGGUGCCUGCUGGGCACACAGUACGAUGUACUGACUUGCAGUCUUGAGGCAGUGAGCAAUUCUCUUGAUUCUCACGCACUGCCUCCUGCUACCUCCCUAAAGGUGGUUGCCACUGUUCACCGCUAUGUCUUUGCCGAACACUUACACAUUGCUAUUUCGGCUGUUUGUGCAGAGAUCUGCAGCUCUGCACCCACUGGCGAUGGCGUGCGUGAGCCAGGGGCCACCCUCAUCACGGUUGGUGGAACCGGUGGUGUGGUGGAAUACGUGUACCUGCAUGCCUCUUCCUCUUCGAGCGUGGGUGAAGUAGUAAAGGGGUCUCCGCUGCCAUCGCCUGCGAGGGAGCCGUUGCGCCUCCCUUUUGAAGUCUCUGACGUUCUCUCUGUCUCGCCGUGCUUGUGGGUGGUUCAGUGCGGCACUACGGUCUCCUUCCUUCAUCGCGUUCCGGGGCAUGCAUCGUGGGUGCCGGUGGGCAGCUGCAACGGGGUUCGUGCGCCACGAUUGCUGACCGCACGCAUCGUUGCCACCUCCCCUACCGGUAGCCCGAUUGCCUUCUUUGCGCACUGCUCCGACGGUCGAACAGUGCAGCAGAUCUUGGUGCGACCAGACCCCACCGCACUGCUGCCGUCAAAGCUUCCAGUCUUUGGUGCCCAGACAGCUCUUCUGCAUGGAGUAGGCUUCCCAGGCAAGGACUAUAACUGCGUCGCGUAUGCACCAGCGCCGCUUCACUGUCUUUUGAUGGGUAAUGAAGACAGUAGCCUUGCCUUGUAUCCGAUUCGCGCUGCGAGGGCGGCCAUGGGGAUGCCUCAUGCUGAUUCUUUGUUUGGUGGCGUCCUCACUCCGUUGAACGUGUGUGGUGCCCAUCACUCAAACAUCCUGGCGGUGACCGUGCUGCCCGGGACUGAGGCGGAUGUGCUGCGGUUUGUUUCGGUGGGCGGCGGGGCCAUGGUGAACUUGUGGUCCGCUGACCGGAUUUUCAGCCCUCUGCAGCUGUUGGACUGGUGGUGCGGCAGUGGCACCCCGCCCCUGCACAACACCGCGUCAUCGCCGCCGGAUGGCGCUUCUUCGGCUGAUGUGAAGGGGGACAGUGUGUCACGUGAGCCCUGCAUCAGCAGCACCCAUUUCCAGAGACGGCGCAGAAAGCGAGUUGUUGCGGCGUCUGCGUCGCUGACGCUCACAGAGCGCAACCCGCGCUUUAUGGCGGUGACGGCGUUGAGCUCGACGGAAAUCGCUGUCGGCAGCAGCGAUGGAACAGUGCUUUUCUUCCACGUGCACGAAGACCGCGGCGCGAAAGGUGGGUUGCCUCAGGCGACAGGCGCCACGCUGGAGCUGAGGUGGCAAGGGGUGCUGAACACGCACCGGACAAAGCCGGUCAUGUGUAUGAGCAGCGCCCAUGACGGUGGCUGCGACUCGUUGACGUGCUCCUCAAAUGCGGAUCUGGCAUUACCGUUGGUGAUGGCUGGGGACACAAAUGGAGUGGUGUACGCCAUCGACGCCGCUUCGCAUAUUGUCCGCGCACACGCACGCGUGGAGCAGUCGAGCGUUAACGCGAUCAGCGAGCUGCAGAGAAUUCAGAAGGUCUUGCCGCCCCACGCAGAGGCGACAACGCACCACUGGCGGUUCGCGGCACUGCACGACUCUGGGGUUGUGCACUUGAUGGCGUUGGAGGUUGCUACGGCGCAAGGUGAGGGGGUGCAGGCUGCUGAGCUGCAGCGACUCUGGAGUGCGUCCACUGGGUUGACGGCAGGGAGGAGUGUGCACUGGCCCGCGCUGUCAAUGCCGCUCAUUGUAGUCACUGAGGAACUCAUCAUUGAGUUCGAUCCAGAGGCAGCGCAGCGCGGGGAAUUGCGUCAUGUGCAUGCUCAGCGAGUGAGUGUUCGGGGCGUGAGCGGAGCCGCUGUCGUGAACCAGACAUCAAGGAAUCAGCCACUGCCGAUUCGAUCACGAGUGGCUGUCGUGGGCCAGGGGUUCGAGCUCGUUGGGUGA